CAUCAGGAAAACAAAAAAGACUACAAGAGGAUGAAUGACCUCUUGUGCCGAAGAGAAAAGAUGUGGGAUUCUGAAGCAUGACGCUUAGAGUGGCGACACCUUCCACCUGGCCUUGAUCUCCUGACGAUGCCCAGUUUGGGUGGGAUCAGGACUUCUUUAGUGGCCUGAGGCUCUAUCGUGGCUCCACUGCUAUGACCUACCUGGCUCACACCGCCCACGCCCAGCUUGGCGCCCUCUGGCUCGGUUGUGUGGGCUGGACGACCACCGCCAUGGCCCUUGGACUCAUCCAGUGGAGGGUUUGGGUGGUGUCUGACAGGGAGUUCAUCAGCUCCGGGGUGGCCUGGGUGGGCGUCUGGAGGGUCUGCUUCAACAGCCACACCUUAGUGACCCCUGGCUUUAAGGUCAUGUACUGCAAGUCCAUCAGCCUGACUGAGGACUUCACGCCGCCGGACAUCGUGGCAGGUCAGGUUCUCAUGAUGCUGUCUCUGCUAGUGGGGCUCUGUGGGAACGCUGGCGGUGUUUACGCCUUGAGGAACGUCUACUUUGGGAUGGAGAAAAGCUCGCCAAUCCGUUUGGCGUUCUUCACCGCCGGUGCGCUGUGCCUGUUGGCCGCCGUGAUGUCACUCAUACCUCUCCUGUGGAACCUGUGCUCGGUAGUGACCAAUCAGACCAUCAAGUUCCCCCCUGAGUUUAAAAUGCCCCAGGCUCCUGAAUCUCAACACGUGGGGAGUGGCAUCGGCGCCGGGAUGGUGGGGACAGUGCUAAUGAUUGUCUCUGGGAUUCUUUUCUGUAAAUACAGGUUACCAUUGAGGUCACAGCCCAGGAUCCAGCUGAGAAAAGACCUGCACCUGGACCUUCCUGUGCAAUCUGUGACUGACAGAGCUUUAGUAAGCUCCGGGGGGAAACAUAACCCAGCGUUUGAGUCUCACGAACACGUGUGAUGGACUCUUUGAGAGUGACUCAUAUGCCUGAAUGUGAAAGGGACCACUCACAGAGGAAACUAAUCCGAGGGACGACUUUAAAAUAUGAAGAGUUUCAUUUACAAAUUGAGAUUAAAUUGAAGAAAGAAAAAUAAUAAAAAAAAGCUGUUUACACAAAAUGUUAUUAAAGCGAGGCACUUUCUGAAACUGCUUCUGGUUAGUAAUCUGUUUCCAUCGUCCAUUAUAUGCGACUGAUUUGAUUUAUUUAAGCAGUAAAAACACUACAGCUCCUUGAUUGCUUUCAGUGACUCAUUUAGUUUUAUGCUCUGGGGGAGGAUGAACUGAAUGACUCAUCUCUUGACAGCAGACAAACAUAAUGCCAGUGCAUUAGUUCCUCGGACUGCCUGAGGGAGAUUUAAUAACAUUGAGUUUUCAGUUUUGUUCACUAUUUCUUUUUGUUUUUUAGGUAACAUCUCCUGAAAUGAAUGUACCGGCUCAAAGCUGUAAGUACUAAAGGAGGCCAUUAUGUUUUAAUGUUAUAGCCCCAACGUUCUCUCAAUAAUGUAAUUUACUCUUUCAUGGCAUACGUAUUAAGUAUUCAAAUAUUAAAUUUAAAGCUGCACUGUACUGCUACUUUAAGUAGCCUAGUUAGACCCUCAAGACUGCAGACCACUGGUGUUCACCUGCCUAGGAUUUAGCUUUGGCAUCCCUCAACCAUCAGUCAGGUCUGGAGGUCUAACUGUGGUUUCAUGGUGUGAGUGGGACUCAAUCCUCAUAUCACAAACACAGCCACUUCCUCGUCAGAGCACAUGACGUAUUAGUACACAAUAUAGUGUAAGUGUUAUCACAUUAUGUAUCAUUUACAGGAAACCAGUUUACAAACAAAGAUGUACCGUUUUUUGUUGAUUUAAGUGCCUGAAAUAUGGCGGUGAUAUUGAUUUAGAUUGAAAAAUGAAAUGAUUGUGCAUUUUGGGUUUUCAUCUCAGCAAUUUCAAAACUGUAAAGUCAAUAACAAAUGUCUAUAAGUAAGAUUUUUUUUAUGCAAAUGUGAAAUUCUGGUCUUUUUACAUGUUUGUUAGACUGUGUAAUGGAGGUUUUCUCUUGUUAUUUACACAUCCUCUUUAGAUGGCUUCCCUUGGCUCUGUACAGGUCACAUGUAGUAUUGAUGAUCUGAACCUUAUUCCUUUGCAUAUAAUGUGGUUCUGUGUGGGAGCGUCAGUACUGUGGUGCAAAUGCAGAUUGUUUACCAGCUUCUUUCUUCUGAGUCAGCACCUCUGGAGCCACUCUUAAUUGGGGAGUGUGUAUGAACACACUUGUAUUCUCUGGAGGUCUAUUAAUACGGGCUUCCAGCUCAGCGUCAUUAAGUUUUUAUUAA
Micropterus dolomieu (smallmouth bass) is the source of this 2295-nucleotide messenger RNA. RefSeq names its product claudin 34a (gene cldn34a). The transcript has a single exon. The record is from RefSeq and is a predicted model, not a curated record. The coding region runs from base 192 to 941 and encodes 249 amino acids. Gene Ontology annotation, biological process: bicellular tight junction assembly; cell adhesion. Gene Ontology annotation, molecular function: structural molecule activity. Gene Ontology annotation, cellular component: plasma membrane; bicellular tight junction. NCBI's taxonomy places the organism in Eukaryota, Metazoa, Chordata, Actinopteri, Centrarchiformes, Centrarchidae.